Plasmodium gonderi is the source of this 606-nucleotide messenger RNA. RefSeq names its product glutathione peroxidase-like thioredoxin peroxidase. Gene Ontology annotation, biological process: response to oxidative stress. The transcript has 3 exons. NCBI's taxonomy places the organism in Eukaryota, Apicomplexa, Aconoidasida, Haemosporida, Plasmodiidae. The record is from RefSeq and is a predicted model, not a curated record. Gene Ontology annotation, molecular function: glutathione peroxidase activity. The coding region runs from base 1 to 606 and encodes 201 amino acids.
AUGAAACUGUGGCUAUUUUUAAAGCUAAUUGUUGUAUUGCUUAUUUUAAGAAAAAACACGGUCAGCAUGUUUAGCUUCUUCUAUAAAAAAAUAACAGUUUCAAAAAGUGAAUUGCUACCGUCUAUCUAUGAUUACCAUGUGAAAAAGUUAGAUAACACAACAAUCCCGAUGUCUAAUUACAAAAAUAAGGUUUUACUUAUUGUGAAUUCAGCAUCGAAAUGUGGAUUAACGAAGAACCAUAUUAAACAAUUUAACGAAUUGCAUGAUCGUAUGAACGCUCGAGGGUUGGAGAUCUUGGCAUUCCCGACUAGCCAAUUUCUAAAUCAAGAAUUUAGUAACACAUGCGACAUUUCUACAUUUAACGAAAAGAAUCAAAUUAAAUAUACUGUAUUUGCUCCUAUUGAAGUUAAUGGAGAAAACACACAUGAGUUAUUCAAGUUCUUGAAAGCCAAUUGUGAUAAUAUGCAUGAUAAACAUGGAACUCUAGAAAACAUCGGAUGGAAUUUUGGAAAAUUUUUAGUUGAUAAAAAAGGAAAUGUAAUCAGUUAUUAUUCUCCCAGAACAAAUCCCUUGGACAUUGAGAAAUACAUUAACGAAUUGUUAUAA